Messenger RNA from Pseudozyma hubeiensis SY62, 861 nucleotides. RefSeq lists its product as hypothetical. The transcript has a single exon. The record is from RefSeq and is a predicted model, not a curated record. NCBI's taxonomy places the organism in Eukaryota, Fungi, Basidiomycota, Ustilaginomycetes, Ustilaginales, Ustilaginaceae. Bases 1 to 861 code for a protein of 286 amino acids. Gene Ontology annotation, biological process: transcription by RNA polymerase I.
AUGUCGAAGCGCUCAAGAUCAGACUCUGCGUCGAGCUCCUCCUCGUCCUCCAGCUCCAGCUCCGGAGGCUCGUCGGUCGAAGCUCAGACCGCCUCUGUAUCCACAGCCAAGCUACCUGCUUCUCGCAACCUCUCCAACAUUGGCUAUCGUCCACCGCGCGGGUUUGAGCCGGUCUCAUUCUCCUCGUCCUCCUCAUUGCUCCAUGCGAAGCUGUCGGCAUCCAAGCAGCAGCAGCUUUGGGCGGUACGCAUCCCAGCCGGCCUCACACCGUCGCAACUCGACGGAGUGGUGAUCGACCUUCCUCGCGAUACGACCGACCUUUCGAUCGCAUCGAAACCGCUGGGAACCAUUUCAUCCGCUCAGAAUGCUGCCGAGUACAACUUUUAUGCAUCCCUUCCAUCCUCGCUCAAAGGCAAAUCUAGGAAAACGCCAUCGGGCGCCUCCUAUUCGCAACUCAUCGCAAUGGCAUCCGAAACAGCAUCCGCGCAGAAAGUAGAUGCCAGCGUCGUUUCCGGUCAAGGAGCAGCGUCGGAGUUGGAGAGUCUGCAAUUGCUCGUUCCAGCAGGCGCGGGUGAGGAAGCCGGGAGAAUGGUCAUGGCGCCGGUGAAGAUCGAGAGGUGCAUUCAUCUGUCCAUUGCCAGCCCGGCGGAAACGGGUAGGGCGGAGAGGAUGAAGGAGACGAGCAACAGGUUUGAGGAGAAGAAGCUGCCCCAGCAGCCGUGGCAUUUGUUGAAGGGGAAUUUCAAACCUGCUGGUAGCAGAGGUGGUGAUGAUGGCGAGACGCACGAGGCCGCGGAGGAGGACAAGAGAAAGGUCAAGGUCGAGGACGGGAAGAAGAGCAAGAAGUCUAGGAAGGAUUGA